AUGGCGCCGAAUAAUACUGCGACCAUUGCCUUCAUCGCACUUCUAUUCCUCUUCGCCGCCGCGCCAACCCUCGCGGUAAGAGGAUAUCAACAGCCAAACACCCUCAUUACCGUUACCCAGCCGACGACCACCGAUGACACCAGUAAGAAGGAGCCUUCCAGAUGCAAGUGCGAGCUCGUGAGACGCACUACCAAUGUCACACCCCCGGAAUGUAUUGAUUACUGCGUGUGGAGAUGGGCCUGGUAUUGA
This is a messenger RNA of Cladophialophora immunda, 249 nucleotides long. RefSeq lists its product as uncharacterized. The transcript has a single exon. The record is from RefSeq and is a predicted model, not a curated record. Bases 1 to 249 code for a protein of 82 amino acids. NCBI's taxonomy places the organism in Eukaryota, Fungi, Ascomycota, Eurotiomycetes, Chaetothyriales, Herpotrichiellaceae.